Messenger RNA from Parasteatoda tepidariorum (common house spider), 3759 nucleotides. Lineage: Eukaryota; Metazoa; Arthropoda; Arachnida; Araneae; Theridiidae. The record is from RefSeq and is a predicted model, not a curated record.
UUUGAAUAGUAUUCAAUUACUUUAUCUGACAACUGCAAACGUGUGCCAUUUGACAUAAAUAUUGGAUAUUAGAGAGUGGAUUACGGAGAGACAUUCUUACAUUUCUGAAGUCUCAGCUUCAUCGGCAAAAAGUAAAAAUAGAAAAUGAGAAAUUUAUGUUUAGUCGUUCUUACUUUGACUAUCUUCAGUGUAGUAGUACACUCCGAAGAAAUGGUUGAAAUCGGUUGCCCACCGGACUACAGCAGUGAGGCUUUUGCUGCAAACUUGCAAAUAUGUGAAUCAUGUAAACAAGCUAUUCUAAAACCUGGAAAAGAGCACUUUUGCAGUGAAAAUUGUUUCACGUCUGUUUACUUCAUAUCGUGCCAGAAACUUCUAAAGGGUGAAUAUGAUGAAAAAGAUGAAUAACAACAAUUGAUAUGUAGUAUUAUUGUACAGAACUAAAUAAAUUUUUCUUUCCAGUCUUGUUGUGACAACUAAUGAUGUACCCAAUAACAAAAUAAAACCUCUUAAGAGAAGACAAAAAGAAAAUGAGUGAUUAAAUUAGUAUUAGUAAAACAAUCAUUAUAAAUUUUUAUAUAGUAAUUAAUUAUAUUUCUGCAGUGUUACUAUAACUUAAUUUACUUUCUACAAAUAGGCUAAUUGUUCAUUUUCUAUAACAAUAUAAUAAGCGUAUACAUAAAUUAUUAUAAAAUAAAUUAUUUUUAUAAAUUUUUUGUUAUUUUAUUGCGAGAAAAUUAUGACAGUUUCUUACAAAAGGUACUAUAAUAUAUAAUAAAAAGAAAUUUUUUUUGACUACUAUUUUAUCAGGUAUGAGUAAUUUUCACCAAAUAAAAAGUGUAUAUUUUUAUACGGAAAUUUUAUCAACGUAUAAGUACUUUCUAUCAGCAUUCCGUAUCUGUUUUUAUAUUAAAAUAAGUCGCUAAUAAAAUCAGUUAUUUUUGCAUUUCUACAAUUAUUUGUGCAUUUCUUAUACUGAUCACAAAUCUUUUUUUAAAAUAAGAAGGAAACAACUAGUUUGUUUCAGUGAAAAAUAAUAUGCUUUGUUUUGUAUUGUCCCUAGGACGGAGCAAAAAUUCAUACUUAUAUUUAUUUAUUGCCAAACACAGCUGCUUAAAUCUUACAUUGUACGAACGAAUAAAGAGGCGGACUAAAAUAACCUUUAUCAUUAUUUCAGAUAAGCUAGAGAGAGAAGAUAACUUUCUUUAUAAAAGCUUUGUGUCAGAUAUUUCUUUUUAUGAUUGGUAUUGUAAAUUUUGCUUCAAAUUUAAUAUUCCAAAGUCUCACCUUUAUAAAAUCUAAAGCAAUUUAAUUUCUUUUCAAUACUUUACUGAUUUCAGUAAAUUCCAUCUAUUAAUAGAAAUAAAAUACUAUAAUAUAUUGAAAGUUAAUCGUCAUUGUGUUUUUAUACAAUCAAAUCUGAUAUUUUAGAGAUUGUGUGUAGGCGUCAUGACACAAUAUAAAAAUAAUAAAUUUCUUCAAAAUACAAGACUUUAAGAUGGCUGGCAUGGAUUUAAAAAUAGUGUGUGAGAAAAUUGAUUCACAAAGAGAAAUUUUGCACAAUAUCAGUGAGACAAUAUGGAUGAAUCCUGAACUUCAAUAUGAAGAGGUUCAAGCUCAUGAUUUUUUGACUGACACUUUACGGAAAUAUGGUUUCAAUGUUACAAAACAUUAUUUGUUACCAACAGCUUUUCGAGCAGAACAUGUAUCGACACAAGAUAAAGGGCCUGUGGUUGCUGUUUUGUUGGAAUACGAUGCUUUGCCAGUUAUUGGACACGGCUGUGGUCAUAACUUAAUAUCUGAAGCUGGUGUUGCUGCAAGUAUAGGUAUUAAAGCAGUUAUGGAGGCUGAUCCUACUAUAGUUGGCAAAUUGGUAGUUCUUGGAACACCGGCCGAAGAGGGAGGUGGAGGAAAAGUCCAGUUGAUCAAGAAGGGAGCUUUCAAAGAUAUUGAUGUAGCAAUGAUGGUGCAUCCUCGGAAAUUCACGAUAUUCGCGCCACCAACUCUUAGCAAGAUAAAUUGUGUUAUAGAUUUUAAAGGAAAAGAAAGUCAUGCUUCAGCAUUUCCUUGGGAAGGCUUAAAUGCAUUGGAUGCAGCAGUUUGCUUCUAUCAAAGCAUCGGAUUACUAAGACAGCAAAUAAAACCAUCUUAUAGACUCCAUGCAAUCAUUACAAAAGGAGGAACUGCACCCAAUAUAAUACCAGCUGAAGCUCAAUUAAAAAUGUACAUCAGAGCUCCAACAAGGAACGAAGUUUACGAACUAAAAGCAAAAGUGGAAAAGUGCAUGCAGGGGGCAGCUACAUCUACUGGUUGCACUUACUCUGCACAAUUUGAUGAAGAAAAUUGCUACGAAAAUCUUAUAACAAAUCCUGUACUGGGAAAACUAUUCGGAAAAUUUUCAGAACAAUUAGGUUUACCGGAAUGUGAUACCAUGAAAGAGAUACCUGCUGGAUCAACAGAUAUGGGUAAUGUUUCACAUGUUGUUCCAUCGAUACAUCCCGUGUAUGACAUAGAAACAAAUGCCGCCAACCAUACAAUAGAGUUCGCCGAUGCUUCCUAUUCCACCAAAGCUCAAGCACCAACACUUAUUGCAGCAAAAUCAAUGGCCAUGACAGCAUUAACUUUAUUUCGACAUCCCGAAGUUUUAGCUCAAGUGCAAGCGGAGUUUCUUGCUCAACGUACUCUGAAAUAGACUUUGUUUCAAUUACACAGAGGAACAGUUUUUUUUUUCUUCAGUCGCGUGAGUUUUUUUAACAGUUCUUAGAUACUUUCGUAUCGCUGAUUUCAAAACUGCAAUCGGUUUUUCUUUCUAAGUUAGAGUUUUUUUUUAAAUGGAAUUUUUAGGCUAUUUUGUUGUCAAAAUGUACAUGUUUAAAAAUGUCACGUAAAUGCUGCGACAAACUUCUCAGGGAAUUAGGGCACAUCAUCAGAAUUAAGUUUGCGUAGGAACCCAUGCCCGGAAGGAGAUGGGUUCCUAUGCAAUUUUGGAGAUUUUCCUCUUGGCUAUAGGUUUUAUUUCUUUUAAAAUUUACUACCUAAACUAAAAGAAAAAUUAAAAAUCACGCUGUUUCUUUUUUAAUUCAAGAAAAUGCCACACUGAAGAGCAGGUCGUUUAAGGCAGCUGGAUUGGAAAACCGUUACCCGAAAAUGUUGUCAUUAGCCGCUAAAGGAGCUUUCUUAAUCAGUUUCUCCACAUGCGUCUAAACAGUUCAUAAUAGGGAAGCAUGUCUUGUGGCGUAGAAUGACUUUUCCGAGGAUGGGUUUCUAUGCAAUUUUAAUCUUGCUGAUACGCCUAACUUUCCUAAAAGUUAGUCGCAAAAUUUAAACAUUCCUCUGCUAUGUAUAAGAUUUUAAAACUUGUACUUUUUGACAAAAAAGAUACAGUAAAAAGGUCCUUUAGAAAAUUCUGUAGCUUUAGGAGCAAAACUAAUUUCAGAUAAAAAAAAUGCUCUCACCCGAAUUGAGAAUUUGCACCCCACUUUAAUCACUAUAAAUAUUUAAGUCUUAAUGACUUAAAAAUUAACAUGAAUAUUGUUCUGAAAAUUGUGCAUUAAAUAUUGUAAAAACAAGAUGUAUUUUAGAUUGUAUGCUAAAAUUUUGUAUUAUAUUUAUUGAUACAUUCUUACAAAGAUUGUGAAAAAUUUAAGAUAAUUUUUAUUAUUCAUAUUUAGAGCACUUUUUAUGGAUAAGUGAGUUUCAGUAUUUAAAAAAUAAAACCUUUUUCUGUGUGAGUUUUCAAUGUAAUAAAACAUAUUAAAAUAU